GUACUAUCAUAGCUUCAACUUGUUUCAAAUUGAUCACUGACAGGCGGACUCAGAAGUUGCACAAUGAUCAUUGAAGUUGAACAAAUACAACUUUGACAAGCUUUAGCUUUCAAAUAUGAGUUCUGUGUCUCUAAUCAAGUCACUCUCAUGUUCUUUAAGCUCUACAAUGGCCGAAAACACAUCAAUGAUCUCAUUCAUUUUACUCUCUCCAUGCCCACAAAAACUACUCUUAGCUUCCAUUGAUAUCAUCUUCCUUUUUGUUGUUUUCGUUUUCGCAAUUCAAAAAUUUUAUUCGAGAUUCACCUCACACAACAGUGACAAUUCUAGCAUCGACGAACCACUAGUCGCUAAAACCCAAGUUUUUGUAGAAACCAAUAUUUGGUUUAAACUCUCCCUAUUCGUUUCUACCGUUUUGGCUGUUUUAGCGACAGUUUCAUUCAUUUCAGGGUUCAGACAGAACCCCGAAACACAAUGGAAGUUGGUUGACGGAAUAUGUUGGUUAGUUCAAGCGAUAUCGUUUGUUAUAAUCACUGUUUUGAUUGUCCAUGAAAAGAGAUUUCAGUCAGUAACUCAUCCGGUCAUCUUACGUGUAUUCUGGGUCGUUAACUUUGUCGCUAUUUCGUUGAUCUCGUUUUCAAGCAUCAACCGUCUUGUUCACCACACUCCAUUGUCAAAAACUGAAGACAUAGUUUCAUCCAUUUCGUUACCAUUUUCGGCUUUCUUCUUGAUAGCAUCAGUAAUCGGUUCAAGUGGCAUUACAUUAGUGACUCCAGAUUCUAAACCUGAUGAACUUAACAAAUCAUUGAAUGUGAGCGGAUGGGCUUCUGCUUCAAUCAUAUCAAAAACGUUUUGGAUAUGGUUGAAUCCAUUGCUAAAAAAAGGCUACAAAACCCCGUUAACACUCGAUGAUAUCCCGACACUUUCACCAGAACAUCAAGCUGAAAAAAUGUCCCUAACAUUCGAAAAAAACUGGCCCAAACCUGACGAGAAAUCAAAACAUCCUGUUAGAACCGCAAUAAUUCGUUCUUUUUGGAAACAUAUCGCAUUUACAGGGUUUUUGGCGAUAGUAAAGCUUUGUGUCGCGUAUGUUGGUCCGUUGCUAAUCCAGAGAUUUGUUGAUUUCACAUCCGGAAAGAGUACUUCACCAUAUGAAGGCUAUUAUUUGGUACUAAUUCUUCUAGUCUCUAAAUUCACCGAGGUUUUGUCAUCACACCAUUUCAACUUCCACUCUCAGAAACUCGGGAUGUUGAUCCGGUCAACUUUGAUUACGUCGUUAUACAAAAAAGGAUUACGUCUUUCGUGUUCUGCCAGGCAAUCUCACGGUGUAGGACAGAUUGUGAACUACAUGGCUGUAGAUGCUCAACAAAUAUCCGAUAUAAUGCUUCAGUUACACGCCAUUUGGCUAAUGCCGCUUCAAGUAGCCGUAGCACUGGCCAUUCUUUACAUGUACCUUGGCUCAUCGGCCGUGGUUACACUGAUUGCGGUUUUGGCUAUUCUUGCAUUUGUGUUUGUGGGGACUAAACGAAACAAUCGGUUCCAGUUUAACAUUAUGACAAGUCGCGACUCGAGGAUGAAAGCUACUAAUGAGAUGCUGAAUUAUAUGAGGGUGAUUAAGUUUCAAGCUUGGGAAGAGCAUUUUAACGAAAGGAUUCAGUCGUUUCGUGAGUCAGAAUACGGUUGGCUUUGUAAAUUCAUGUACUCGAUCGGUGGAAACAUGGUUGUUCUGUGGAGCACACCUUUGUUUAUCUCGACAGUCACAUUCGGAAGUGGGGUUUUGCUUGGGGUACCACUCGAUGCUGGAACGGUUUUCACAGCCACAUCAUUGUUUAAGAACUUGCAGGAACCGAUUUGGAGUUUUCCUCAAUCGAUGAUAUCUCUUUCUCAGGCGAUGAUAUCGUUGGGAAGAUUAGAUGAGUUUAUGACCAGCAAGGAAUUGGAGGAGGGUUCGGUCGAGAGGGGCGAAUUUGGUGAUAGUGAAACUAUGACUGCGGUCAAGGUCCAAGACGGGUCAUUUAGCUGGCACGAUGACCCUUCAGAAGGGGAUCUGAUCAAAAAUUUAAACUUUGAGAUCAAAAAAGGCGAACUAGCAGCCAUCGUGGGGACUGUAGGAUCAGGGAAAUCAUCUCUACUUGCAUCUAUCAUUGGUGAAAUGAACAAAAUUUCUGGCAAGGUGAAAGUUUCUGGUAGCACUGCUUACGUUGCACAAACAGCAUGGAUUCAGAAUUCAACAAUUCAAGAAAACAUUCUGUUUGGUUCGCCUAUGGACCGACACAAGUACAAGAAUGUAAUAAGAACUUGUUGCUUGGAAAAAGACUUAGAAAUGAUGGAAUUUGGAGAUCAAACGGAGAUUGGUGAGCGUGGGAUCAAUCUAAGUGGUGGUCAAAAGCAGCGGAUUCAGCUAGCAAGAGCUGUUUACCAAGAUUCUGAUGUCUAUCUUCUUGAUGACGUCUUUAGUGCUGUUGAUGCUCACACCGGUUCAGAAAUAUUCAAGGAAUGUGUGCGGGGGGCCCUAAAAGACAAGACGAUCUUACUCGUGACUCACCAAGUCGAUUUCCUCCAUAACGUUGAUCUUAUACUAGUGAUGCGCGAUGGGAUGAUUGUCCAAUCAGGAAAGUAUGACGAACUGGUUCAGUCUGGACUUGAUUUUAAAGCUUUAGUGUCUGCUCAUGAGACCUCAAUGCAGCUAGUACAAAUGGAAUCAACUGAACCAGAAACCAUGAAAAAACCUCCCAGGGAUAAUCCCAGGGAAGACAACAAUGAAAACAGUAAAUCUCUAGAACGCUCCCUAUCUAAUUCUAUUAAUGGAACAUCAAAACUGAUAGAAGAUGAAGAGCGAGAAACAGGAAGAGUCAGUUUACAUGUCUACAAAGUGUAUUUGACUGAGGCAUUUGGGUGGACCGGCAUGAAUCUGGUUUUGGUGUUGGCGUUCUUGUGGCAAGCAACACAGAUGGCCAGUGAUUACUGGCUGGCUUACGAAACCUCGGAGGAUCGAGCUGAUUCUUUCGACCCUUCUUUGUUCAUUGGAGUAUAUGCACUUAUUGCAGGCAUUGCAUUUGUCCUGAUUAUAGGAAGAGUUUUUUUCUCUAUGUUUUUAGGGCUCCAGACUGCACAAAAGUUCUUUAAACAAAUUCUUCAUAGCAUCCUUCAUGCUCCAAUGUCAUUUUUUGACACCACACCUUCAGGAAGAAUUCUAAGUCGGGCAUCAAGUGAUCAAACCAACAUCGAUACUCUUCUACCCUUCGUGAUGCACCUGAGCCUUGUUUUGUACAUGUCCGUGAUUAGUGUGAUCAUCAUAACCUGUCAAUAUGCUUGGCCAACAAUUUUCCUACUAAUACCACUCGGUUGGCUCAACUUCUGGUAUCGGGGCUAUUACCUUGCAACAUCUCGAGAAAUAACGCGACUCGACUCAAUUACAAAAGCACCCGUCAUUCACCACUUCUCUGAGAGCAUCUCAGGGGUUAUGACCAUCCGGUGUUUCAAAAAACAGGACAGGUUUGUUCAAGAAAAUGUUGACCGUGUAGAUGGAAAUCUACGGAUGGAUUUCCACAACAAUGCAUCGAACGGGUGGUUAGGGUUCCGCUUGGAAUUUCUUGGAAGCUUGUUUCUUUGUGUUUCCACCGUUUUCAUGAUCCUAUUACCUAGCAGCGUCAUUAAACCAGAGGACGUUGGAUUGUCACUUUCAUAUGGAUUGUCACUUAACGGCCUGCUGUUUUGGGCUUUAUAUACGAGCUGCUUUGUUGAAAACCGAAUGGUUUCUGUUGAAAGGAUAAAACAAUUUACCAACAUACCAUCAGAAGCAGAAUGGGUGAGAAAAGACAGUCCCCCUCCUCCAAAUUGGCCCAACCAUGGCAGUUUGGAGCUCAGAAACUUGCAGGUUAGAUAUCGGCCAAACACGCCUCUUGUGAUUAAAGGGAUUACUCUAAACAUUCAAGGGGGGCAAAAGAUCGGAGUUGUUGGUAGAACAGGUGGUGGGAAAUCAACUUUAAUUCAGGUUCUGUUUAGGCUGGUCGAGCCCUCUGGUGGAAGUAUUAUCAUUGAUGGUAUCGAUAUAUCAUCACUUGGACUUCAUGAUCUUAGGUCCCGAUUUGGCAUCAUUCCCCAAGAACCAAUCCUCUUUGAAGGCACGGUGAGAAGCAACAUUGACCCUAUCGGUCAACAUACAGAUGAGGAGAUAUGGAGGAGUCUCGAACGAUGCCAACUUAAUGAUGUUGUAUCAGCCAAACCUGGGAAACUUGAUUCCACAGUUGUUGAUAAUGGCGAUAAUUGGAGUGUGGGACAAAGGCAACUUCUUUGUCUGGGAAGGGUAUUGCUGAAGCACAGUAGACUGUUGUUCAUGGAUGAAGCAACAGCAUCUGUUGACUCACAAACAGAUGCUAUAAUUCAGAAAAUCAUAAGAGAGGACUUUGCUUACUGUACCAUCGUUAGCAUAGCUCAUAGGAUACCUACUGUCAUGGACUGUGAUCGGGUUUUAGUCAUUGAUGCAGGGUAUGCAAAAGAAUUUGACAAGCCUUCACGUUUGAUUGAGAAGCCCUCACUCUUUGGGGCAUUGGUUCAGGAAUAUGCAAACAGAUCAUCAGGUUUAUAAACAUCCAAUGUAUGACAACAAUGUCACUCUAAUAAGUGAUCUAAACGUAAUUUUUUCUAGGUAUCGAUAAAAGUAUGCAUUACAAAAGAAAGCUACAAAUUAUUUAAACUUCUUACUUGAUUGUCAAAUCUCUAUAUAUACAAGAUUCCCACCAGCAUGCUGGUAGAAAUGAGAGAAGUCCAUUCAGAUCCCCAAAAAUGCACGCGAUUGUGAUUCCCAGUGCUCCUUUGUCAGGCGAAUCCUUUCUGCUCUCUCGGUUUUAAGCCUUUCUUCCCAAUAUUCAGGACAACUGCACAAGUUUAAUAGAAAAUCAGGCCCUUUCUGCUCUAGAAGUGACAAACUGGGCAAGUCGGGCGGGUUGACUAAUGGGUCGAUAUUUCUCUUUUAUGGGUAAUGUUCAUUCAGGUCAAAUAGAUAAUUUAGUUCAGGUCAAACGAUAAUUUCAAUCCAGGUCAGAAUAAAUCGAGUUUGCUUGACCAGCCAACACUUAUACUCCA
This is a messenger RNA of Erigeron canadensis, 5082 nucleotides long. Its product is annotated as ABC transporter C family member 14-like. NCBI's taxonomy places the organism in Eukaryota, Viridiplantae, Streptophyta, Magnoliopsida, Asterales, Asteraceae. Gene Ontology annotation, cellular component: plant-type vacuole; vacuolar membrane. The coding region runs from base 116 to 4585 and encodes 1489 amino acids. The record is from RefSeq and is a predicted model, not a curated record. Gene Ontology annotation, molecular function: ATP binding; ABC-type transporter activity; ATP hydrolysis activity. The transcript has 11 exons. Gene Ontology annotation, biological process: transmembrane transport.